AUGAGCUCCUUCUUACGACUUCCAUCGCGAAUCCGGACGCCUGCCUCCUUCGCUCCUCUCGGUCGCCCCUUGACCAACCUCCCCGGGCGAUGCUACGUCCAUAGCACUCCCAAGCAAUAUAACAAGGCCGAUGAGCAUGAACUGGAAAAAGAAGACUGCGACCGUGGCGCCAACCCAAACCACCCAAUUCCUUCCAACAAUGCGCACCCCACUCUUACAGAUGGCAGGCAAUCAAACCUGGCCGAUAUGGAAGGCAAAAAACAUGAGGAUUUACCGGAGGAUGUGAGAAAGCACAAUGAGGAAAUGGAAAACCGAUAUGAUCGACCUUACAACCAUAUCUCGGAUGAGGGCAAUGUUGAGAAAGCGUUCCAAGAAAAGAAAGAAGAGAAAUGA
This is a messenger RNA of Penicillium pulvis, 393 nucleotides long. RefSeq lists its product as uncharacterized. The record is from RefSeq and is a predicted model, not a curated record. NCBI's taxonomy places the organism in Eukaryota, Fungi, Ascomycota, Eurotiomycetes, Eurotiales, Aspergillaceae. Bases 1 to 393 code for a protein of 130 amino acids. The transcript has a single exon.